Messenger RNA from Peronospora matthiolae, 681 nucleotides. Lineage: Eukaryota; Oomycota; Peronosporomycetes; Peronosporales; Peronosporaceae. The record is from the annotation of a GenBank genome assembly.
AUGACGGAGCCAGUUGUCGAGGUAGUCGUGCGCGUAUUGGCGACAAUAACCGCCUGCCUUCUAUUUGCGAGCUUGCUCCCAGCCAUUCGUGUCGUGCAUCGUCAGAAAAGCACGGCAAGUAUGCCAAGUGCGCUCCCUAUACUAUCCAUGCCAAAGAAAGGUCGAUUGAGUCUAGAGAUCCUAGCAAUGACAAUGGUGCUUAUAGGGCUCGUGCUCUUUCCAUUCGUAGCUGCUCACGAAGGCGUAGCAAUUGAGACGGUUGAGGUCAUCGUCGGCAGCUUCUCAGUCGCCAUUUCCGCCGUCAUGUUUGGCUCGCCGCUGAUUCUGGUAAAGAAGGUCGUUCAAGAACGCAACACGAGCUAUCUACCGUUGACGAUGAUCGCUGCUGGAGCCGUCACGUGUGUCUUCUGGAUCCUCUAUGGCCUCCUGCUUCAAGACGCGUUUGUCAUCGUUCCAAAUACAGCAAAUUUGCUCAUCGGGGUCGUGCAGCUCAUGCUGUUCUGUAUCUACCCACGUGGAAAGACAUACGACACAGUUGAGUCUGUGACUCCCGAAGCGAAAGCCACGACGCUGGAUAAGAGUAAUGGAGCGUGUACGAUUGUCGUGCUGGACAAGAAGACGGAGGGAGACGAAAUGACUGUGCGUGCUAGGGGAGAUGAGAACAGCCGCAGUCAAGCGUGA